Erythranthe guttata (spotted monkey flower) is the source of this 2729-nucleotide messenger RNA. RefSeq lists its product as uncharacterized. Gene Ontology annotation, biological process: protein phosphorylation. Gene Ontology annotation, molecular function: protein binding; protein kinase activity; ATP binding. The record is from RefSeq and is a predicted model, not a curated record. Lineage: Eukaryota; Viridiplantae; Streptophyta; Magnoliopsida; Lamiales; Phrymaceae.
UUUGACAAUAACUCCUUCUCGGGAACAAUUCCCGAAAAUAUUUCCAUGUGUAAAAAUCUAGUUUAUCUUAACUUGAUCGACAACAAACUCUCGGGAAACGUACCGCCACAACUUGGCUUUUUGUACAAUCUUCAAUCUCUCUAUUUGUCGGCAAACACAUUUUCGGGGCGUAUCCCUCGAUCCAUUGGAAACUUAACAUCUCUCAAACAUCUUUCUUUGGCUGCUUGCGGCUUGAACGGAGAAAUACCCGAAUCGCUUGCUCGUCUUUCUAAUCUAACGUUUCUUCAGUUAGGUGGAAAUAACCUCACUGGCACUAUACCACCCGGUCUCUUCAAUAUAUCUACUAUUUAUCAUUUUGGAGUCGAUAGUAAUAAUCUUCACGGAUCGAUACCAUCAACUAUAGGCCGCACACUCCCUAAUUUGAAGCUUCUAGGUUUGGCACAAAAUCAAUUUAGUGGGAGUAUUCCAAUUUCCCUAGCAAACGCUUCCUUACUUGAAGAGUUAGCGUUAUCGUUAAACUCUUUCACCGGCCUAAUGCCGAGGUGGUUCGGAAAGCUUUUACGGCUUACAUAUUUGUACGUCGGGGACACCUUGAUCGAAGAUGAUAUUAGUUCCAUUUCGUCGUUGACGAAUUGCACAAACCUACAAAUUCUUGAUCUAAGUGAGAUUGCGUUGAGUGGUGCAAUACCCGACAGCAUCAUCGGUAAUCUCUCCGUCCACCUUGAGUUUUUAGCGCUUGCUAGGACUCAAGUGCAUGGAAAGAUUCCACCGGGUAUCGGGAAUCUUGAUGGUCUAACUUACUUGAAUCUGAGGGAAAACUAUCUUGAAGGUCCUAUUCCUUUGAGCAUCGGGAGGCUUUUUAAUUUGCAAUUUCUCGACAUGACAGGUAACGAAUUGACUAGUGAUAUUCCAUCCACAUUCGGAAACUAACUUUGUUAACCGAACUUUACUUGCAAGGAAAUAACCUUUCUGGGGCUAUUCCCAAGAGUAUCGGUAAUUGCGCCAACUUGCUAGAAAUAUAUCUCUCCCGUAAUAGUCUUAGCGGCUUCAUACCUCGGGAGCUUAUGAAUCUUCCCUCAAUUUCCGUUUCCUUGGAUUUAUCUAACAAUGCGUUUACGGGUCCGAUUCCAGAUGAAGUUGGAUCAUUGCAAAACCUAGCAUUCUUAGAUUUCUCCAACAACAGAUUGUCUGGAGUUAUUCCAAACUCUUUAGGUAUGUGCAUUAGCUUGGAACAACUUCACUUGGAGGGAAAUUUAUUCGAAGGACAAAUAUCUCAAGGACUAAGUUCUUUGAUGGGAUUAAGAAAUUUGGAUCUUUCACGAAAUAAUUUGUCCGGGACAAUCCCAAGUUUUCUCGGUACGCUACGUCUCCAACAAUUGAAUCUAUCUUUCAAUAGGUUGCAAGGAGAAGUGCCAACAACCGGAGUGUUUAAAAAUAAGAGUGAAAUUUUCCUACAAGGAAACGGAAAAUUGUGCGGAGGAGUUCCCGAGUUAAACUUUCCUUCUUGUACCUCAAAGAAAAACUUAUCAACUCCACUAAAAAUCGCGAUACCAAUAGCAGGAGUUGCGUUAUUAGCUACGUGCGUCGUCGUUAUUCUUUACAAAAGAAAAACAUCCAAUAGAAGCCUCUCUUCUCCGCCAUCAUCCAUUGGCGGAAAAUUUCCGAGGCUUUCCUAUUCGGAUCUCUUAAAAUCGACAAGUGGAUUUUCCGAGAAUAAUUUGGUAGGUCGUGGGAGAUUCGGAUCGGUUUUCAAGGGUAUUCUUGACGAUGGCCUAAUAGUUGUAGCUGUGAAAGUGCUCAAUCUUGACAUAAAAGGGGCAUCUAAGAGCUUCACGGCGGAAUGCAACGCGCUGAGAGGCAUACGACACAGAAAUCUCGUGAAAAUGUUGAGUGUUUGCGAAAGCAUAGACUUCCAAGGAAACGAUUUCAAAGCGCUUGUUUACGAGUUUAAGGCGAAUGGAAGUUUAGAUAAAUGGUUGGACUACAACGGCGAUCAUAAAGCACAAGAAUCCGAUGCGCGACUUAGAAAUCUCGACGUGAUCGAGAGGCUCAAAAUUGCAAUUGAUGUUGCUCACGCGCUUGAAUAUCUCCAUUGUGGUACGGAUUCAACAAUUGUUCAUGGCGAUUUGAAGCCGAGUAACAUUCUUCUGGAUGAGGAUAUGACGGCUUGCGUUGGUGAUUUCGGUCUAGCCAAGAUUAUUUCAAGCAUACUUCCACAAAAUCAAAGCAGCAGCUCAAUUGGGAUCAAGGGUACCUUUGGUUAUGUUCCACCAGAAUAUGGCACAAGUAACUCGGUCUCGACAAAAGGGGACGUAUAUAGCUACGGUAUACUUGUCUUGGAGAUAUUCACGAAUAAAAGACCAACAGAUGAUUCGUUUAUGGAUCAUAUCAAUCUUCACAAUUUCGUUGAAGCUGCAUUGCCAGAUCGUGUAAUGGAAAUUGUGGAUCCUCACAUUCGUAUAGGGCCUCACCAAAACGAUAACAAUAAGUUCGAGGAUUGCAUGUGUUCUAUUUUUAGCAUUGGGUUGUCGUGUUCAAAGGAAUUGCCGAGGGAGCGGAAGUCCAUGGCAGAUGUUGUUAAUGAAUUGCAUAAGAUUCAAAAAGAAUUAUGUCCAAUUUGACGUUCCUUAACAAUGUGGCUAGCUAAGAACAGAGUUGUUGGAAGUCUCUUUUCUUGUGGUUUUUUUUAUGUAUUGUUUCAAUGAAAAAAUGUUUAUGAUUUGUUGUUA